AUGAGUAGGUAUGGGUUGAACCUUAGGCCGCAGCAGAAGAAGCAGCCGACAAGGCCUCCUCUCCCUAAACCUCUCGGUUUUGGCGAUGAUGAUGACAAUGACGUUGAGAAAGAAAUUUCUCGCCAUGCUUCCAAGAACAAGUCUCUCAAGGAUAUUGAGGAGCAGCAGAGGAAGGCGCUGGAGCAGGACCCAUCGGUGUUCGACUACGAUGGAGUUUAUGAUGAGAUGAAACAGAAAGCUAUCCAACCUCGUGCUCAAGAUCGUGAAGAGAGAAAGCCAAGAUAUAUUCAGUAUUUAAUGAAAAAAGCAGAAGAACGAAACCGAGAGCAUGAAAUAGUAUAUGAGAGAAAACUUGCUAAAGAGAGAACCCAAGAGGAUCACCUCUAUGCAGACAAGGACAAAUUUGUUACAAGUGCUUACAAAAGGAAACUUGCAGAGCAGGCAAAAUGGAUGGAGGAAGAACGACUGCGUCAACUUCGUGAGGAGAAAGAUGAUGUUACCAAGAAGAAAGACUUGACUGAUUUUUACUUCAACCUAGGAAAAAAUGUUGCUUUUGGGGCAGAAGAUGCCAAGUCAAGGAAGCUAGCGAAGCAGGCUGAAUUAAGCAAGCUAGAGAAACAUGAAGACAGAUCAAUUGCUGUAGCAUCGGAGCGAUUGGAGUCUGACAGUUUGAAAGAGAGGCAGCUAGAGAAGCAGGUCAAAAUGGACAAGCCAGAGAAACAUGAAGACAGAGCAAUUGCAGCAUCGGAUCUAGUAGAUUCUCCAGAGGUGAUAGAGGGGCAUCAAGAGGAAACUUCAACUAUUUCAAAAAGUAGUGUUGAGCCCUCUGAUGAAAAGCAAGCUUCAAACACGUUAGCACAGGAAAACUCGUCAGUUGAACAGCCACCAGAAAACCAACCAAAGAGUAACCAUCAUAAAAGAAGUGAAGAUGCCCUAACUGCAGCGAAAGAACGCUAUCUGGCAAGGAAAAGAGCUAAAGAACAGUGA
This is a messenger RNA of Prunus armeniaca (apricot), 987 nucleotides long. The record is from the annotation of a GenBank genome assembly. NCBI's taxonomy places the organism in Eukaryota, Viridiplantae, Streptophyta, Magnoliopsida, Rosales, Rosaceae.